Prorocentrum cordatum is the source of this 655-nucleotide messenger RNA. The record is from the annotation of a GenBank genome assembly. NCBI's taxonomy places the organism in Eukaryota, Dinophyceae, Prorocentrales, Prorocentraceae.
GUGCCGCUCAGCGCCAGGGAGAUGGUGUGCAGGAUCGAUCAGGAGGAUGCAGCGCUUGGACCCGGAGAUGAAGGCGAGGUGGUACGAGUAUUGCGAUGCGCACUGCGAGGGGCGGUGGUACGACCCCGGCAAGCACGACGCAGCCUUCCUCGCUGGCUUCAUCGCCGUCCACGCCGACAGCAUCCUCGCCAGCGCGGAGCCUGGCUCCCACGACGAGGGGGACGAGGGCGACGGGGACGCAGCCGCGGAGGCGCACGCGCUCGACGGCGGCGUCGACCUCGACGACCUCGACGACCCGCUGGACUGGCUGAGGCCCGAGCCGGGCGAGGCGGGCGCGCUGGGCGCGGCGCCAGACCCCCCGGGCCCGCUCACGCCCGGCCGCCCCCCCUCCGCCUCCCCGGGCCUCUCGCUCCCGAGCGCCCCCGGCCUCGGCCCCGGCGGGCCCUCGCGGCCCCGCGCCCCCGACGGCUCCAAGUGGAUCCAGGUCGGCAACGUCACCUACUACGUCGGCGACCCGCAGGGCCCGCCGGGCGGGAGCGGGAGGGCGAACACGCCGUGCCGGGCGGGGCGCUCCCCCGCCGGCCGGACCCGCGGGGGCCUCCUUGGAGGUUCCCGCAGGGGGGAGACCCCGUGGAGCCCCAGCAGGGCCCAGUGA